GCCACGCGGGGUCCACGGGAGAAGACCCGGCCGCCGUGACGUCACGGGGAUUCCCUCUGCCCGGGCUCCGAAGCGGAAGCCGCGUGCUCGGCGCUGCUGCUGCUCCUCCUCCUUCUCUCUGCCGCUUUUUGGUUUCGCUUUCCUGGUGGCGGCGGUGGAGGCGCUUCCCUGCCCGGGGUUGGCGAUUGGAAGUCUCGCCACUCAAGAUGAGUCACGGCUGGGCGGCAGCUGCACCAAAUGCCGUUUGAGGCUGAAACAACGGAAGUCACAAGGUGGAGGAAGUGCAAAGUUGUGCUUGCCUGGAGUUUCGACCGCCUCGAGUCCUGGGUUCAAUUUUGGGCAUCAGCCUUUUAAAGAGGAUUCGGAGCGUCUGAAACAGAACGCAGAAACGUGGAUUGAAGUUGCUGGAAGGAAGAGAUUCUCGUUCAAUGUCGGAAAACGCUUUGGGUCAGCUGGGGAAGUAGUGACCCAGAGAAGAGGAGUCCCCGUGGCUGAACGUGUGGCUGAUGGAGGAGGCAAUAAGGAAAGCUGAGCAGCAAGCCCUGAGGCUGGCGGAGGCGAUCCGCGACGGGGAGGAAGAGAUCGCCCAGCGCUGCGCCCUCUGGCUGGCUGAGCGCCGUGUCCCCGUCAGGGUGCAGCUGGAACCAGAUGCCUAUCCGGAACACGACAUCAGGCUCUGGGUGGGCGUGGAAGACGCCCAGAUGGUCACCCACCCCAUCUUUCUGAAGGUCCAACCUUCCAUGACGAUGGCUUCCCUCAAAGACAUGGUGCACCUCCAUUAUGGCUUCCCUCCCAGCAUCCAGAGGUGGGUGAUUGGACGGAGGCUGCCGCAGGACCACGAGACCCUCCACUACCAAGGCAUCCAGCGGGACGGCGACCAGGCCUACCUCUACUUACUGUCCGCCAAGGCCAAGAAGCUGAACAAAGAAACGGCGAAGCUGGACCACGAACGCAGGCAGCUGGAAGAGUUGGGCAUUACAGAAGGGGUCCUGCUGCCUCGGGGAACUGGCGACUCGGCCUCUUUGGGCUCCUCGACACCAACGGAGCCCUCCCUGACGCUGGACGUGUGCGAGGAAGGCACCGGCCCUGGGCUGACCGUCCCGAUGGAGCCCCCAAAGGUCGGCUGGGAAUGCCCGAAUUGUACGUUUAUCAACAAACCGUCCCGUCCCGGCUGCGAAAUGUGCUGCAGCGAACGACCCCUGAAUUACGUCAUCCCGGAAGGCUAUCAGCUGGAUGCAGAGGAGCGGGAAUGGCUGCAAAGGGAUCUGGAAGCCACACGCCAGUAUGAGCAGGUGGAAGAAGAAGAGAAAGAGAGAAACUAUAAGCAACUCCUGGAGUGGGACAACCAGAACUUGGUGCUUUCUGAGGAAGCCAUUCAGUGUCCAAUCUGCUUCAUGAACCUGGAGCCUGGAGAGGGCGUGACCCUCCGGGAAUGUCUCCAUUCCUUCUGCAAGGACUGCUUGAGGGGGACCAUCCUCAACAGCCCAGAACCGGAGGUCAAAUGUCCCUACAUGGACGAUAACUAUUCUUGUCCCUGGCAGCUGCUGGACCGCGAGAUCAAAGCGCUACUCACGGAGGAAGAAUAUCAGCACUUUCUGGACUUGGGAAUGUCCAUCGCUGAGAAUCGCAGCCGGUCCAGUUUCCACUGCAAAACGACGGACUGCCGGGGUUGGUGCUUCUACGAAGAUGACGUCAACGAGUUCGACUGCCCGGUGUGCCACAAAGUGAACUGCCUGGUUUGUCAGGCUAUUCACGAAAACAUGAACUGCAAGCAAUACCAGGACGAUCUCCAGGUCCGGGCGCAGAACGACCACGCAGCACAACAGACCACGGAGAUGCUGCUGAGACUGGUGCGGGAUAAGGAGGCCAUGUACUGCCCCAGCUGCAGGAUCAUCGUGCAGAAGAAGGAUGGCUGCGACUGGAUCCGUUGCACCGUCUGUCACACGGAGAUUUGCUGGGUGACCAAAGGACCACGCUGGGGACCAGCUGGCUCGGGCGACACCAGCGGGGGCUGCCGUUGCAAAGUGAACGGGGUGUCCUGCCACCCAAAUUGUCAGAACUGUCAUUGAUCCAGAGACUCCUGAAAAAAAAUCAGAUUUUUUUUCCCAGACACUCCGCUCGCCUGCAGGGAAACACGGGAGGCCUGGAUGACAGCCGGGGGUGACUUUGGGACAAUUGCCCGGGGUUCUUCUCCUGCAGGACCAGGGACCUCCGUUCCCACCACGUCCAUCUGGGAAAACACUCCGAGGUGGCCAUGGGGCCGAGGAUGCACAUGGGGGCGUAUUUUCGUCCCCCCACCCUCCUAUGUCGAUCGUGUCCAGAACUUGACUUGUUGGUUAGUUUUCACUCGAGAUGUUGCUUCGUCUUUUUUGUAAAAAAGAAAAAGCAGCAGGACACGAUUCCUUUUUUUUUUUUUUUUUUGAGCUUUCCAGGUCAGAUCUCCGUGAUCUAACGAAGCCACGGAUGGUUGCCACUCGUCGCAGUAGUAAAACCAGACUUUGGAGUUGCGAUUUUAUUUACAAAACAAACCACAAUUCUUCUCCCUUGUUGGUUGUUACGGAACGGGCCCCUUGGCCUACCUUCCCUUUUUCGCUUGUUUUGCUCUAAGGACGUUCCAACUUCCUGCUGUCUUUCGGUCGCCUCUGUGAUUUGAGACCAAAUCCGGAUCAGAUGGAGCUUUGGGGUUAAGGGGGGUUUGUGUGUGUGUGUGUUACCUCCCCCGUUCCCUUCCACCCAAAUCUAGUUUCUGAAAUUGAAGGCAAAAAACAGCACAGAAUCUUUGCAGGGAAUGGGAGAAGUCCGCAGAGUGAAUCUUCAACGGCUGGGAAUUAAAAGUUGUGGAAUUGCUGAAAAGGUCUUCUCUCUUUUUUUUUUGAAAAAAAAAAAAAUGCACCAUUUUGUGAAUUUACUACUUGAAAUUAUAUGAGGAGAUUCUCAGUCAAUCCAGGACGUGGCUGU
Molecule: messenger RNA, 2958 nt
Organism: Crotalus tigris (Tiger rattlesnake)
Lineage: Eukaryota; Metazoa; Chordata; Lepidosauria; Squamata; Viperidae
Gene: RBCK1
Product: RANBP2-type and C3HC4-type zinc finger containing 1
Exons: 15
Coding region: 507-2069 (520 amino acids)
Biological process (GO): protein linear polyubiquitination; positive regulation of canonical NF-kappaB signal transduction; proteasome-mediated ubiquitin-dependent protein catabolic process
Cellular component (GO): LUBAC complex
Molecular function (GO): ubiquitin binding; ubiquitin-protein transferase activity
Source: RefSeq, a predicted model, not a curated record